This is a messenger RNA of Amborella trichopoda, 1462 nucleotides long. RefSeq names its product zinc finger CCCH domain-containing protein 14. Lineage: Eukaryota; Viridiplantae; Streptophyta; Magnoliopsida; Amborellales; Amborellaceae. Gene Ontology annotation, molecular function: mRNA binding; metal ion binding. The record is from RefSeq and is a predicted model, not a curated record.
CUAGAACUAGGUUUUAUUUUUUCUCCCACCCAUGACCCGUGAUAAACCCUAGAGCUUUCAUUUUCUGUUUUCCCGCCUCCAUGCCUGUUUAUAGAUAACCCUUUUGUCUUUCGAAACCCCAUUCGCUCUCUCCGAAUCCAUCUUCUCUCUCUUCUAGUUUCGAGGCCCUAAUUCCUGCUUCCUUUCUCUUUAUAAUUCUCCCCUCCAUUUGAGGCCGUCUCGAAACUCUUGAUUCAUCGUCCAGAGGUCGAGUUUCACGCUUUGUUACAGUGCGAUCCAUGGAUCCAUUGGUACCCUAUCGCAAGAAAGCAAAAGGAGAUGCUGUUGCUAGUGGUAAUGGAUUUAAUCAUAACUCAUCUUUUGGAGAAUUGGGUUUGGCUGGGUUAGGAAGCAAAUCAAAGCCGUGUACGAAGUUUUUCAGCAUGGUCGGAUGCCCAUUUGGUGAGGGAUGCCACUUCUCUCACUAUGUGCCUGGAGGCAUCCAUGCCGUAUCCCAAGUGCAAGGUUUAGCAUCUGCCACUAGAAGGCCAAACUCCAUCACCAGCACUGCUACCCCUACUUCCGCCUCUCUUGUCAAAACCCGACUGUGCAACAAAUACAACACCCCUGAGGGCUGCACCUUUGGUGAAAAGUGUCACUUUGCACAUGGCGAGAAAGAACUCGGAAUGUCACUCUCCUCCGACCGUACACGCGAUCCGGCAAUGGCUGUCGGUGGGCCCACUCGUGCAGUUCCCACAAGCUUUGGGGCAUCAGCCACUGCUAAAAUAAGUGUUGAGGCUUCAUUGGCAGGGGCUAUCAUAGGGAAGGGCGGGGCCCACUCGAAGCACAUAUGCAGGGUCACUGGUGCUAAGCUCUCAAUAAAAGACCACGAGACUGAUAAGAACUUGAAGAACAUUGAGUUGGAGGGGACCUUUGAUCAAAUCAAUCAGGCAAGCGCAAUGGUGAGGGAGAUCAUCAUGCAAAACUCGGUGGGCAAUGUGGCAACAAGGCCAGGCUUGGGGCCUGCUGUGGCUGCAGGGUCGGGGAAGGUGUCAAAUUACAAGACAAAGAUGUGUGAGAACUUCCCAAAGGGCUUGUGCACAUAUGGUGAGAAGUGCAGCUUUGCUCAUGGCGCAGCGGAGCUGCGCGCCUAGUUUGUUGGUGAUGACAUGUGUUCUCUAUCUCUCACACUAUCCUUUCAUUGCAGGGGCUACUGUAGAUGGGGACUGGACGAGUGAAUGAGGUAAUUGAGGUCCUCAAUUUUGAUUUAGGCAGGACAGUUUUCUAUUAAUCACAUUAAGGAAGAGUUUAUUUUAAGACUGGUGUGACUCUCGAUCCUGACCAUGGCAAUUACAUCUUUGACUUAUACACGAACAAUUACCAUACUGGAAAGCAACUAUCAAAUUAAUUGGGUAUUUGCCAUCUUAUGAGAAUGUAUUAGUAUUAAUAUAUUUGGUGUGCUCAUUCAUGGGUUUUUCUCUUA